AUGGCAGACUUCCCGUCCAAGGUUUCCACAGAAACCAGCUCUCCCCAAUCCCAGAGCUCUCAACACGGGGGCAACAGCCUCCGGGGGCUGGCUGCCAACAUCACCACUACGAUGGACAUGUCCUUUAUCCAAAGCAUCCCAGCAAUCCUCAUGAUGGUUGAAAUAUUUCUGGGGCUGCUCCAUUGGGCGUUGAUAGCCAGUGCCCCCUACACGUUGUUUCCAGCGUACGGCUGGGUGAUGUUUGUAGCCGUCACUCUGUGGAUCCUCACGACCAUCCUCUUCUGCAUGAUCCUCUUCGGCACCCAGCAAAAACUCACCUUCAUCCCCUGGCCCCUGACGGUGAUGGUGUAUAACACCGGAGCCACGGUCCUCUAUCUGACCGCCUUCCUGGCCAACGCCGCGACUGUGCACCCCUACCGCUACUCCUAUUUCUUUGGACAUAUGGCAGCUGCCGCGGUCUUUGCUGCCAUGGUGACCCUGGUGUAUGGUGCCAGUGCUUUCUUCUCCUAUUUGGCCUGGAAGGGAGACGGAGGAAAUGCUGCAACCAACACAGUGCCGAUCUAAAACUCAAACAUGUAAAGCUGAACUGCGAAAAAGACUCUCUGUGGUUUCUUUCCCUUUAAGACACCUGGAUAGCCUACUGCUGAGUAUAACUGCUGACUCAACACAAAUCCUGACCUCUUCUCAACCCCAGUAUUAACAAUAAGAUGAAACCUAAGUUAGAAUACAUCCUCCGUGAUAUUACUUUCUGUCAAACUCACUAUACUUUUACCUUCACAUUAUGAAAAUAAAUUGUACAGCAGCACUGGAUUAUCCCCGUGAAAUGUUCUGUAUCACUACAACGCAACAUUUCUUUAAAGGGGCUCUGGUGGAGGCCUCAAAUUCAGGCAUUCAUGAAAUAAAACAUUUAAUAGUUCUAUUGUAAAUACACAAAUAAAGCAGAUAGUGCCUUACAUUCUUGGUAAUACCAUGGUGUAUUGACAAAAUAUAUUUGUAUUUAAAAUACACAUUAGAUACAUCAUUACGCACUUCAAGCAAAUGUUUGACAU
This is a messenger RNA of Cottoperca gobio, 1049 nucleotides long. It is a transcript of the gene pllp, whose product is annotated as plasmolipin. Lineage: Eukaryota; Metazoa; Chordata; Actinopteri; Perciformes; Bovichtidae. Gene Ontology annotation, biological process: myelination. The record is from RefSeq and is a predicted model, not a curated record. The coding region runs from base 1 to 564 and encodes 187 amino acids. The transcript is spliced from 4 exons. Gene Ontology annotation, molecular function: structural constituent of myelin sheath. Gene Ontology annotation, cellular component: membrane.